UUCAACGUGCUCUGAUUCCUUUUACUUUUCGUCCCUCCUAUUCGUGAAACAACCAUUGUUUUCAGAUUCUAAGCUUUUGUUUGUGCCAAACCGGAUCUAAAACAUCCUCAAAAUUCUCCAACUCGAAUAUCCUUAAUCCAAAAACAAUGAGUUCUUCAAGAACAGUGAGGAAACUACAGGUUCUGUCCCCUGUUCCAGCAGAUAUAGACAUUGCUAACUCAGUUGAACCUGUUCAUAUCUCUGAGAUUGCCAAAGACCUCAAUCUUAGUCCCAAUCAUUAUGACCUUUACGGAAAAUAUAAGGCCAAGGUUUUGUUGUCCGUUCUUGAUGAACUGCAAGGAUCAGAAGAUGGGUAUUAUGUUGUGGUUGGAGGUAUUACUCCAACUCCUCUCGGAGAAGGCAAAUCCACUACUACAGUGGGGCUCUGUCAAGCUUUGGGUGCUUUUCUUGAUAAAAAGGUAGUCACCUGCCUACGUCAACCAUCACAAGGGCCUACUUUUGGAAUCAAAGGAGGUGCGGCUGGUGGUGGUUAUAGCCAAGUGAUUCCCAUGGAUGAAUUCAAUCUUCACCUCACAGGAGAUAUUCAUGCGAUAACUGCAGCAAACAAUCUUCUAGCUGCUGCAAUUGAUACCCGAGUUUUCCAUGAGUCAACGCAGUCAGAUAAGGCUCUUUUUAACCGGUUAUGCCCUCCAAAUAAAGAAGGAAAAAGGAGCUUUAGUGAUAUCAUGUUUAGGCGUUUGAAGAAGCUUGGUAUUUCAAAGACCAAUCCUGACGAUCUUACACAAGAAGAAGUAAAUAAAUUUGCUAGGCUUGAUAUUGAUCCUGAUUCUAUUACAUGGAGGAGAGUAAUGGACAUCAAUGACCGAUUCUUGAGAAAAAUUACUAUUGGUCAGGGACCUGAUGAGAAAGGAAUGAUAAGAGAAACAGGAUUUGAUAUUUCAGUGUCUAGUGAGAUAAUGGCUGUUUUGGCGCUGACAACAUCCUUAGCUGAUAUGAGAGAGAGGCUUGGGAAAAUGGUUAUUGGAAAUAGCAAGAGUGGGGAUCCUGUAACCGCUGAUGAUCUAGGUGUUGGAGGUGCUUUAACGGUUUUAAUGAAGGAUGCCAUUCACCCCACCCUUAUGCAGACUCUGGAAGGAUCCCCUGUGCUUGUUCAUGCAGGUCCAUUUGCAAAUAUUGCUCAUGGGAAUUCUUCUAUUGUGGCUGAUAAGAUUGCACUGAAGUUGGUGGGACCAGGCGGAUUUGUAGUCACUGAAGCUGGUUUUGGUGCUGAUAUUGGAACUGAAAAGUUUAUGAACAUUAAGUGUCGAUAUAGUGGUUUGACACCUCAGUGUGCGAUUGUUGUGGCAACAAUAAGGGCACUAAAAAUGCAUGGUGGAGGGCCAGCAGUUGUUGCUGGAAAACCUCUUGACCAUGCAUAUUUGACUGAAAAUGUUGCUUUGGUUGAGGCUGGUUGUGUGAAUAUGGCACGGCAUAUAUUAAAUACAAAAGCUUAUGGUGUGAAUGUUGUAGUUGCUAUCAACAAGUUUUCAACUGACACUGAAGCUGAGCUAAAUGCGGUUAGGAAUGCUGCUUUAGCUGCUGGGGCUUAUGAUGCUGUAAUUUGUACCCAUCAUGCCCAUGGUGGCAGAGGAGCAGUUGAUCUGGGCGUUGCAGUUCAGAAAGCUUGUGAGAAUGUGACACAGCCAUUGAAGUUCCUAUAUCCUCUGGAUUUGGGUAUUAAAGGGAAAAUAGAGGCAAUAGCAAAGUCAUAUGGAGCCAGUGGCGUUGAGUUCUCAGAGCAGGCUGAGAAGCAGAUUGAGAUGUAUAGCAAGCAAGGCUUUUCAGGUCUUCCAAUCUGCAUGGCUAAGACACAGUAUUCUUUCUCAGACAAUGCUGCAGCAAAGGGUGCUCCCAUUGGGUUUAUCUUACCCAUAAGGGAUGUAAGAGCUAGCAUAGGAGCUGGAUUUAUUUAUCCUUUAGUUGGAACAAUGAGUACGAUGCCAGGGCUUCCAACAAGGCCAUGCUUCUAUGACAUUGAUAUUGAUACAACAACUGCAAAAGUCAUUGGUCUCUCUUAAACCUCAAAUGCCUCCCACUCUACCACUUACAAAGACUUCAUGGAUGCUAUUUACAUAUCCCUUUACAAAGUUGACGAAUGUCACAGUAACAUAAGCCUCCUCCUUGUUUCUAGUUCGUUUGCUUGGUGAUCUUAAUCUAUAUGAAUGAAACACGUAUUUAAGGAGAAUAAUUUUUUUCUUCUCGUAUUUCUAUUUUAAUUGAGUUGAUGCAAAAUAUUCCUCUCGAGCGAAUACAUUACAGGCACACAGAAUUCGUGGAAUAAAUAUAAAAUGGAGGUGUCAAGGUUUCCAUCAUAAUUUUCCUUAUUGUGAGGAUCGAACCCGGGACACGAGGCUCUGAUACCAUGUGAAGAACCUUGGGAUACACCACCCCAAAAGCUAGCUCAAAGGGUGGGAGUGCCCAAAGCUUUAUAAACUCCACAUUAGUUGCUCAUACCACCAAUGUGGGACUAUAUAUUUCUCCCCCUCACACGAGAGCUCACUGGCACAGGCCCACCUACCUGUGCGAACAAAGAAAUUUCACUUGAAAGAAAGUGGGGGGCGGUGAGGAUCGAAUUCGGGACACGAGGCUCCGAUACCAUGUGAAGAACCUUGGGAUACACUACCCCAAAAGCUAGCUUAAAGGGUGGGAGUGUCCAAGACCUUAUAAAUUCCACAUUAGUUGUACAUACAACCAAUGUGGGACUAUAUAUCUCAACACUUAUAAAUUAGGAAAAUUUUGGAAACUGGAGGCACAUUUAUCUGUUUUUCUCUCUCAUUUAAGUUUAGAAAAUUGCUGUAACACGUAUGGCAAUUAUCUCCGCUAGAAAAAUGUAGUGGAGUAAAUGGUUCCUUUGUUACAUAGUAACAUUUCUUUGCAUAUAUAAGUUCACGUAGUAAAUUAGAAUCAGCAGUUUCCCUUUAAUUAAUUUAUGGAUGAGAAAAGGGAAUGGUGAUAAAAGAAGUUGAAAAGAAAACAAAGAUGAAAAUGGAAGAAAAACGAGCAAGUUUGUUUGGUGAGAAAGGAUGGGAAGAGAUAGAAAGAAAUUAUUAUAAUUUUUAAAGUGAAACGCAGCGGAUCACUUAAAAGAAUGUAAUUUUUAUAUAUAUAUAUAUAUGUUGGUUAUUACCUAAAAUAUAAAAUUUUCAUGCUUUGUUGCAAGUUCAUUAGACAUUUUAUCUAUCUAAAAAUAGAAAUAUGAGAUAUAACAUGUCUUGAUUCUUUUUCUUGU
Molecule: messenger RNA, 3268 nt
Organism: Gastrolobium bilobum
Lineage: Eukaryota; Viridiplantae; Streptophyta; Magnoliopsida; Fabales; Fabaceae
Product: formate--tetrahydrofolate ligase
Exons: 5
Coding region: 147-2057 (636 amino acids)
Molecular function (GO): formate-tetrahydrofolate ligase activity; ATP binding
Source: RefSeq, a predicted model, not a curated record